AUGUCUAGCGAAGAACAACUCGUGGCCCUCUUCAGCAAGAUCGGCUUGGCCGAUAAGAAAGCUGCAGAGAUUGCCAAAAACAAGAAAGUUUCCUCAAGCUUUGUGGCUAUUUUGGCUGAAGGAAAUAUCACUGAGUCAUCAGAGGUGGAUGACAAGAAAUUGACUUUGUUACAUGCUUUGGCCGUGGAGAGUAAAAACGCCGGUGACGAACCAAUUGAGGGCCGUUCAUUAGCAACAGCUGCCAUUCUUGACGGACGCUUGAAGACCAACUUGCAGGUAACGGAAGCUAUGAAGUACAUCGUGGAGAAUGGAGCCUCCAGUACCGCUGAAGGUAUGGACGCCAGUGCUGGUGUCGGUAUUGAAUUGAGCCGCGACGAUAUUAAGGCAGAAAUCUCAAAGUACAUUGAUGCACAUAGAGAAACCGUGGAGGCUAAGCGUUAUGCUGGAGUGCCAUCACUUUUGGGAGAAACCAAGAAACUUCCAAGUUUGAAAUGGGCAGCCCCCUCGUUAUUCAAGCCAGUUAUUGACGAGCUUGCCUUGGAAAUUUUUGGUCCAAAGGAUGAACGUGAUGUUGUCAAGAAGGAGAAGAAGAAGAAAGACGCCAAACCUGCUGCUGGUGCCAAGGUGGCUGCUACACCUGAACCUGAGAGAUCCAUGUUUUCGGAAGGAUUCUUGGGAGAUUUGCACAAGCCUGGCGAAAACCCUCAGGCCUAUCCUGAGUUGAUGAAGGAGCAUUUGGCCUUCACAAAGGGUAAAGUGUUCACUAGAUUUCCUCCUGAACCCAAUGGAUUCUUGCACAUUGGUCAUUCCAAGGCUAUCAUGGUGAACUUUGGGUACGCCAAGUUCCAUGACGGUCACUGCUACUUGCGUUACGACGACACCAAUCCCGAAGCGGAGGAGGAGGUGUAUUUCAACUCCAUUAAGAGCAUGGUGGAGUGGUUGGGCUUUGGUCCAUGGAAAAUUACCUACUCUUCCGACUAUUUCGACCGCUUGUAUGAAUUGGCAGAGAAGUUGAUUGAGGUGGGCAAGGCGUAUGUCUGUCACUGUACUGCCGAAGAGGUCAAGGCACAGAGAGGUAUGAAGGCCGAUGGAACUCUCGGAGGAGAGAGAUUUGCAUGUCCACACAGAGACAGAAGUGUUGAGGACAACUUGACCCAGUUCAGAAGCAUGAGAGAUGGCGGAUACAAGCCAGGAGAAGCCACGUUGAGAAUGAAGCAGGAUAUCACCUCUCCUUCGCCUCAGAUGUGGGACUUGGUUGCCUACAGAGUGUUGAAUGCUCCUCAUCAUAGAACGGGAGACAAGUGGAAGAUCUAUCCAACCUAUGAUUUCACCCACUGUUUGGUUGAUUCUUUCGAGAACAUCUCACACUCAUUGUGUACCACAGAGUUUCGUUUGAGUAGAGAGUCGUACGAAUGGUUGUGUGAUGCCUUGCAUGUAUACAGACCAGCUCAGAGAGAGUAUGGUCGUCUCAACAUCACCGGAACUAUCAUGUCUAAGCGUAAAAUUGCCAAGUUGGUGAACGAGGGCUACGUCCGUGGCUGGGAUGAUCCCAGAUUGUACACUUUGGAGUCCAUCAAGCGUCGUGGAGUUCCUCCAGGAGCUAUUUUGUCAUUCAUCAACACAUUGGGUGUCACCACAUCCACCACCAACAUCCAGGUCGUUAGAUUCGAGUCUGCUGUGAGGCAGUACUUGGACGUUACCACGCCACGUUUGAUGGUGUUGUUGGAGCCAGUUUUGUGUGAGAUUGACAAUGUCGAUGACGACUUCGAAGAGGUGGUGGAAAUGUCAUACAAGCCAGGUUCAGAUGAGAAGUUUGGCGUUAGAAAAUUGACAUUCUCCAAAAGAUUCUACAUCGACAGAUCCGAUUACAGAGAUGAAGUUGACAAGGAGUACUUCCGUUUGGCUCCAGGACAGCCAGUUGGAUUGAUGAAGGUUCCAUUCAAUGUCUCUGUUAAGGAAGUGAUCCGUGACGCCAGCGGAAACAUCACCAAGAUCAUUGUCAACUACGACAAGGAUAUUAAGAAGAAGCCUAAGACGUACAUCCAGUGGGUGGGGGAGAAGAAUGUCAAGCAAGUGAAAGAGGUGAGAAUCUACAACCAAUUAUUCCACAGCGAGAACCCAAGUGCACAUGUGGAUGGAUUCUUGAGCGACAUCAACGAGGACUCAUUGGAGGUUGUCAAGGGCUCAAUUAUUGAGAGUGCCGGAUUCGAUGACAUCCAAAAGAGAUCGCCAUUGAAUAUUGGAGUCGAGGGUUCAGAGUUCAACAUCAAAGAGAAGAAGGGUGCAGAGACCGUGAGAUUCCAAGCGUUGAGAAUCGGAUAUUUCUGCGUGGACAAGGAUAGUGAGGGUGAGAACGUCAUUUUGAACAGAAUUGUGACGUUGAAGGAAGAUGCAGCUAAGUAG
Molecule: messenger RNA, 2403 nt
Organism: Sungouiella intermedia
Lineage: Eukaryota; Fungi; Ascomycota; Pichiomycetes; Serinales; Metschnikowiaceae
Source: the annotation of a GenBank genome assembly